Messenger RNA from Tarenaya hassleriana, 4963 nucleotides. RefSeq names its product protein RNA-directed DNA methylation 3. The record is from RefSeq and is a predicted model, not a curated record. Gene Ontology annotation, molecular function: mRNA binding. Gene Ontology annotation, cellular component: DSIF complex. Lineage: Eukaryota; Viridiplantae; Streptophyta; Magnoliopsida; Brassicales; Cleomaceae. Bases 81 to 4724 code for a protein of 1547 amino acids. The transcript has 18 exons. Gene Ontology annotation, biological process: regulation of DNA-templated transcription elongation; regulation of transcription by RNA polymerase II; transcription elongation by RNA polymerase II.
UUCUCUUCUUCACUCUCUUGUUCGAGAUGGAUUUCUUCGCGUGAUCGCACAUUUUCGGCGAAUCGUACAAGCGCAUCGUCAUGGAUCGCAAGGGAAAGCAGGUUGCCGGAAUUGGUUCAUAUUCCGGCGGGAUGAAGCGGAAGAGGGUAGAUGACGGAGAAGCGUCCGGGAGUCGGAACAAGAGGAGGAAUCCCGAAGUUCUUCAGUUCAUCGAGGAUUCUUCUGUUGUUGGAUACUAUGGUGAAAGCAGUGACGAGGAGAAUUUCAUCGAUGAUAUGGAAGACGAUGCAGAGCCUGAGAAGAAUGAUAAGAAUAAUCCAGCGAAAACCAGCGACCCUGCUUUUGUUUUCCCAAAGGAGGAAGAGAUUGAUGAGGAAGAAUAUGAUAAAAUGAUGGAGGAUAGAUAUAAACCAGGUUCUGGAUUUGGUAGAUAUACUGAUGAUGACGUUAAAAGAUCAAUUGAAAUGGAUUCUCUUGCUCCUACCUCUAAGGAUCCACUACUUUGGAAAAUCAAAUGCGUGACUGGACGGGAGAAGCACUCCGUUUUCUGUUUGAUGCACAAGUUUGUUGAAUUGCGGAAGUUACACACAAAAUUGCAGAUAAUAUCUUCUUUUUUCUUGGAACAUGUCAAGGGUUUUAUAUUCAUAGAAGCUGAAAAGGAAUGCGAUAUUCUCGAGGCAUGCAAAGGAUUACCUGGUAUAUAUUCAACUAGUAUGAUGUUGGUUCCAAAAAAUGAGGGUCCUCGCUUGCUUACUAUCCAAAAAAAAACUAAAAAGUUCACUGGGAGCACAUGGGCUCGUGUGAAGAAUGGGAAAUACAAAGGAGAUAUUACGCAGGUUGUGGCUGUCAAUGACACCCAGAGAAAAGCGCUCAUAAAGCUAAUACCAAGGAUUGACCUACAAGCAUUGGCCCAAAAAUAUGGUGGUGGAGUUGCUCUCGAGAAAGGCAUGGUUCCAGCUCCGAGAUUGAUCUGUCCUAGUGAACUUGAAGAGUUCCGACCUCUUAUUCAAGUUAGGCGUGACCGAGAUACUGGAAUGACUUUUGAGAAUCUUGAUGGCCUUAUGCUGAAAGAUGGAUAUCUCUACAAAAAAGUAUCCUUGGAUUCGUUAUGCUCAUGGGGUGCUGUGCCAUCAAAGGAUGAGAUAUUAAAAUUUAUGCCUGUGGGGCGGAAAGAAGCUGGUGAUGUGGAGUGGAUUUCGGAAAUUUAUGGUGAAGAGAAGAAAAAGACUGUUCAAGUCGGCAGAGCGGGUGGGAAAGGAGAGAGUUCAUCAGGUUCUAUCCCUGAAAAUGGAUUUGGCUUAUAUAACCUAGUUUGUUUCAGUCGAAGAGAUUUUGGACUGAUUGUCGGUAUGGAGAAAGGUGACAGUUACAAGAUUCUAAAAGAAGGUGCAGAUGGGCCCGUUGUUGUCACUGUUGGAAAAAAGGAAUUGAAGAAUGGCACGUUCGACACAAAAUUUACUGCCUUAGAUCUAAAUAAGAAGCAGAUAUCUAUCAGUGAUGUCGUUAAGGUUUCAAAAGGUCCAUUAGAGGGUAAGCAAGGAGUUGUGAGGCAAGUAUAUCGAGGGGUCAUAUUUUUUCAUGAUGAGAAUGAAGAAGAAAAUGGUGGCUAUGUUUGCUGCAAAUCUCAAAUAUGUGAGAAAAUCAAGCUCUUCACUGACGUGUCUAACGAAAAGACUGGUGGAUGUGUUGCUUCAGGUUUUGGGGAUUCUGUAUCUUCCCCAAGAUCACCUCUCUCACCGGAAAAUGAGUUUCAGCCUAAGGAAAAUUUCAGUAAAUCCAAUCGAGGAGACAGGGAUAGUGGGUACUCUAUUGGUCAAACCCUGAGGAUACGUGUGGGUCCAUUAAAGGGGUACCUCUGCCGGGUCCUAGGUAUACGUUAUUCUGAUGUUACGGUCAAGCUUGAUUCUCAGCAUAAAAUUCUCACAGUUAAAAGUGAGCAUCUUGCUGAGGUUCGUUGCAAAAAUUCUGCGUUAACAAGCGAGGAUGCAGGGCCUAGUUCAUUUAAACCGUUUGAUUUACUUGGAACUGAAGGCAACUCUGAAGAUUGGACGAAGGGAGCAGGGGCAUCAGCAGAGGGCGGUGGGUGGAACAUGGAAGGUUCUUCUUCAGAGUGGAGCUCCUGGGGUAGUAAGCCUACAGCUGGAGAUUCGUCUCAGCAACAAUCAGUCCUGAAUGAUAAUAAUUCAUCGUGGGCUAGAGCUGCAGAGAAUGACAAAACUACCGAUCAAGCUGGUGGUUGGAACUCCUGGGGCAAAAAAGAUGUUCCUGAAACUGACACUGGUGAUGGUACAUCUGGUGGUGGUUGGGGAAAGACAGCAACUCUUGAUGCAGAUGCAGCAGGCUCUUCUAAGGUCGAAGCAUCUUCUUGGAGCAAACAAGAAGUUUCCGCUUUUAAUAAAGAAGAUUCUGGUUCUGGUUGGGGAAAAAGGGAUAUGGACUCUGUUUGGAAUAAGCAAGAUGGGAGUACUAAUGGAGGUGGGGGUGGAGGUGGAAGUCUGUGGGGAAAGUCAGAUGAAGGUUCUUCAUGGGCUAAGCAUGGAGAAAGCUCCAAUGUGAGUAAACGUGAUGAGGGCUCGGGAUGGGGUACACGAGCUGGGGGUUCUAAUUCAAGUCAGAAUAAAGAAGAAUCUUCUUGGGUUAAACAAGAUGGAGACACUGGUUGGGGUAGUGCAAAUGAUGGUUCUGAUAAGUCCCAAAAUGAUGGAGGUGCUUCUGGAUGGGGAAACAGUGAUGGAGGAUCUAGUUGGAGUAAACAAGAUGCGUAUUCCAGGGCUAGUCAGAAAGGAGGAGGUUCUUGGGGACAACAGGAUAAAGGUUCCGAUUGGAGCAAGGAAGGAUCCACUUGGGGCAAACAGGAUGGAGGAUGUGGUUCAGGGGAGAAGGAGGAUGUUUCUUGGGGUAAAAAACUUGGAGACUCCCAAUCCAGUGAAAAGGAAGUUCCUGGAUGGGGUAAACAGGAUGGAGGAGGAUCCUCGUGGAACAAAGAAUCUGAUUGGAAACAAUCAGCUACUGACAAAUCAGGCCUGGAACAACAAAACUGGGAAAGGCCACAGGCAUUUGAUAGCAGGGGUGGUCGGGGGUUUGGCGGGAGACGAGGAGGUCGCCGAGGUGGCCGGGAUCAAUUUGGUAGAGGAAGAUCCUUUGGUAGGGGGCAGUCAUACGGGAAUUCAUCACAAUUUUCUGCCAAUGAUUCUGCGGACCCUACUCCGUGGAGUAAACAAGGUGGAAGUUCUGGUUGGGGUGGACAAGACGGAGGUUCAUCAUGGAGGAAACAAGGUGAAGGAUCUGGCUGGGGUAAACAAGAUAGUGGUUCGGCUGAGGGCAAGGAAGGCGGUUCGAGCUGGGGUAAGGAAGGAGGUGCCUCUUGGACCAAACAAGAUGGUGGUUCCUCCUGGGGUAACAAACAAGAUGGUGGUUCGGCUUGGAGCAAGCAAGAUGAAGGCUCCUCCUGGGGUAAGAAGCCGGAUGGUGGUUCCUCAUGGGGUAACAAACUAGAUGGUGGUUCCUCAUGGGGUAACAAACAAGAUGAUGGUUCUUCCUGGGGUAACAAACAAGAUGGUGGUUCUUCCUGGGGUAACAAACAAGAUGGUGGUUCUUCCUGGGGUAACAAACAAGAUGGUGGUUCGGCUUGGAGCAAGAAAGAUGAAGGCUCCUCCUGGGGUAACAAACAAGAUGGUGGUUCUUCCUGGGGUAACAAACAAGAUGCUGGUUCGGCUUGGAGCAAAAAAGAUGAAGGCUCCUCCUGGGGUAAGAAGCCGGAUGGUGGUUCCUCAUGGGGUAACAAACUAGAUGGUGGUUCUUCCUGGGUUAACAAACAAGAUGGUGGUUCCGCAUGGGGUAACAAACAAGAUGGUGGUUCGGCUUGGAGCAAGCAAGAUGAAGGCUCCUCCUGGGGUAAGAAGCCGGAUGGUGGUUCCUCGUGGGGUAACAAACAAAUUGGUGGUUCGUCUUGGACAAAACAAGAUGAGAAUGCCCCUUCGAACAAGCAUGAUGGAGGCUCCACCUGGGGUAAUAAGACAGAUGGGGUCUCGACUUGGAACAAGAAUGACACUGACUCGGGUUGGGGUAAACAGCAGGAUGCAGGGACAUCCUGGAGCAAACAAGAUGAUGGUGCAGCAUCUGGUAAUAAGCUAGAUGAUGAUGGUACUGGUGGGUCUAGCCGGGGCAAACAUUCUGGCUGGGGAAACCAGGAUAACAGUGGCAAAUCCAGCUGGAACAGAGACGGUGAAAACGGGAGUUCAAGCUGGGGAAAGCAGAAUGAUCAGGGAGGCGGUUCCAGCUGGGCAAAACAGGAAGAUGGCGGCGGUUCUAGACAGUGGAAUGAUCAGAGCAGAAGUUGGGAGGAACAGAGGGAUUUUUCUGAUGGAAACCGUGGAUUCGGUGGAAGAAGAGGGGGAGGGUUUCGUGGAGGUAGGAGCCAGUGGGGUAGAGGAGGAGGAAGAUCAUUUGAUCAAUCUGGCGGCUGGAAGAGAGACCAAGGAGGCGAUGGUGGACCGGACUGGAAGAAAGGGUGGGGAGAGGAUGCGGAUAAGGGGGAAGGUUCGGGGUGGGGAAAGAAAGACGAGCCAUCAUCUAAUGGCUGGAACAAUGGAUCUGGAAGCAAUGGAGGGAAUGAUCAAGAAGGGAAUGCUGCUGGGAACAGCCACGAGGAGGCAUGGGGCAAAGCAUCAUCCUGGGGAAAGGGAAAUGAUAAGGCAGAUGGAGGCAACAAUGGAGGUUGGUAAGUAUCUAUCUUUCCACCGCCACUUCUAUUAUCUCCAUGAAAGCUUCAAGUCUUAGGAAAGAUUGGAAGAAACUUCUAAUUAGGUUCUGUCUUUUUUUUUUCUUUUUGGCUCCUCACUCUCAGUUCAUGAGCUGGAUUUUUUGUUGUUUUUUUCGGUAUCUCGGGCUGAGAUUAUUGACCGAUCAUCGCGAUGUGAUUAUGGCCAUCUUUUGUGCUUAUUAGUUUUUGUUUCUAAUUUCA